This is a messenger RNA of Striga asiatica, 1374 nucleotides long. Lineage: Eukaryota; Viridiplantae; Streptophyta; Magnoliopsida; Lamiales; Orobanchaceae. The record is from the annotation of a GenBank genome assembly.
GUGCUUUUGGAUGACUUGCUAGUAGCUGAGGACCUGGCAGCAGCUGAGACAACUAGUGCAGCUUCUCAUGCAGCGGCAGCAGCCGCUGCUUCCAGUGUGCAGCAAGGAAGGUUACAAGGUAGAUACGGCUUCACAGAUGAAAGAAAUGUAACAAAUGUUCCCGAAACUGGUGCUGAUGGUGCUGUUGUGGUAGGAAACCCCGUGGCUCCCCCUAUAAAUGGUGAUAUUAAUACAGAUAUAAGUACGGAAAACGCAGCUCUUCAAGAUCGGCAGAUGUCUAUCAACAGUGUACCAAAGAAGGUGAUUGCUCAUCUUUUGAAACCUCGUGGUUGGAAGCCUCCAGUUCGAAGACAAUUUUUCUUGGACUGCAAUGAGAUUGCAGAUCUUUGUGAUAGUGCUGAGAGGAUUGCAAGUGAACCUAGUGUACUACAGCUGAAGGCUCCUAUUAAGAUAUUUGGUGACUUACAUGGGCAAUUUGGGGAUCUUAUGUGGCUUUUUGAUGAGUGUGGAUCACCUUCUACAUCUGGGGACACAUCGUAUAUUGAUUAUCUUUUCUUGGGAGAUUAUGUUGACCGUGGACAACACAGCUUGGAAACCAUAACUCUUCUCCUUGCUUUAAAGGUUGAGCAUCCUCAUCAAAUACAUUUAAUACGUGGUAAUCAUGAAGCCGCAGAUAUCAAUGCUCUUUUUGGCUUCAGAAUUGAGUGCAUUGAGCGCAUGGGUGAGAGAUGGAAUAUGGGCAUGGCACCGGAUCAACAGAUUGUUCAACUGGCUUCCUCUGGCUGCAUUAAUCGAGAAAAAAAUUAUUUGUAUGCACGUGUGUCCAAUAGUUUAACUGCUCUCCUUCUGUUUUGUUGCACCAGAUAUUUAUAUAGAGAAUUUUCAGCUGCCCUUUAUGGGAUCUAUCCUGAUCGUGUAAUGGAAUUUUGUAAUAACAACGAUCUUCAGUUGAUUUGUGUAAUGGAUGGAUUUGAACGAUUUGCGCAGGGGCAUCUGAUUACUCUAUUUUCAGCCACAAACUACUGUGGUACUGCAAAUAAUGCUGGUGCUAUCUUGGUUCUGGGUAGAGAUUUAGUGGUUGUACCAAAGCUAACUCAUCCUUUACCUCCUGCACUUUCUUCUCCAGAAACCUCUCCCAAACGUCAUAUAGAAGACACAUGGAUGCAGGUGCUGCUGUUAUUGCCAAAAAAAAGUCUCUUUCAACUUAACAAUUACCCACUGACAUGUUUCUAUAUUUGCAAAUUUCACCCAGAUGAUCAUUACGUUUUCUUUAAGGGGUAUCAUUCAUAGUUAAGCAACAUGUUUGUAUACAAAAAUUUUCACUCAAAAUUUCAUACAACUCAAAAUCUAACUCAACCUUAACUCAAAUUCAAU